AUCUCCAGAACUGGAGAAGUAAGUGGGACGAGGGGCCGGGGGUUAGCACGGGGUUUAGGAACUCCCCGAGUCGUGCACCCUCUGAAACAGUCUGUGAUCGAUCGAUGUCGAACUUGGUGUUUCCGCAUUUUAUACCUCGUUCUCUUUGUCACUGUCGACUCACUGCUUCGGCGACGAGCUAGGAAGGAAGUGAUCUGUCGGAUGGUGGUGUGGUCUCGGCGUAUUGUGGGACUCAUGUGUGGUACAUGAAAUCUGCUUGCUCAGGUUCCAGUGUCUCGGAAGGUGAGGCGAUUUGGAUUGGAUAAUCGAUUUGACGAAUUUAUCUUCGGCGCUUGGCGUUCGGGAAGAGCUGUAGUGUUUAGGUCUCAAACUGCGGGAUUAGGAUUUUCGGGACCGGAAAGGUUUUAGCUGCCGGAGGACCGCUCUAUACAUUACACCAGGAGAGGUGAUACGUCUUGCCAGUUGCCAAUUCGUGCCGUAGAAGCGCGCAUCGCAAUCAUGAGGGAAAAGAAGAAGGCGAAGGUGAACAAGUCUGGGGGUUUUGAGUCCCUCGGACUCAGUCUCCCAGUGUACAGAGCCGUGAAGAAGAAAGGCUACCAGGUUCCGACUCCUAUCCAGCGCAAGACAUUACCCCUGGUGAUGGCCGGACACGAUGUGGUUGCCAUGGCGAGGACGGGAUCAGGGAAAACCGCCGCAUUCUUGGUUCCCAUGCUGGAGAAGCUGAAGGCCCACUCUACGAAGGCUGGUGCUCGUGCCAUAAUUUUAUCCCCUACUCGAGAGCUGGCUCUUCAGACCUUCAAAUUUUGUAAAGAGCUGGGGUGUUAUACAGAUUUAAGAGCUACGGUGCUUGUGGGAGGAGACAGCAUGGAAGCUCAGUUUGAAGAGCUUUCAAAGAAUCCAGAUAUUAUAAUUGCGACCCCUGGUCGUCUCAUGCAUCACCUCUCGGAGGUUGAGGGAAUGUCACUGAGAACAGUAGAGUACGCUGUGUUUGACGAGGCAGAUCGUUUGUUUGAAAUGGGUUUUGCCGACCAGCUCCGUCAGAUCCUCACCCAUAUGAGCGAGACCCGCCAAACUCUUCUGUUCAGUGCCACACUUCCUCGCAUGCUCGCCGAUUUUGCCAAGGCAGGUCUUAGAGAUCCCCAUUUAGUUCGACUGGACACAGAAACAAAGAUCAGUCCAGAUUUGAAGCUUGCAAUCUUCACACUUCGUAACGACGAGAAACCUGCAGCUCUUCUUUAUCUCAUCCGAGACUUGAUUCCCCAGGACCAACAAACCAUCAUCUUCGUCUCAACUAAGCACCACGUUGAGUUUUUAAACGAGCUACUGAAGUCCGAAGGAAUCAACUUGUCCGUAGUUUAUGGGGCGAUGGACCAAGCGGCUAGGAACAUACACAUUGCGAAGUUUAGAGCCAGGAAGACUAUGCUUCUGCUUGUGACGGAUGUGGCUGCUCGAGGUAUAGAUAUACCCCUUCUCGACAACGUUAUCAACUACGACUUUCCCCCAAAGCCCAAGCUUUUUGUGCACAGAGUUGGACGUGCUGCUCGAGCUGGGCGGACUGGUACAUCUUUCUCUUUCGUCACCUCGGAUGAAAUGCCCUUCCUUUUGGAUCUCCAUCUCUUUUUGUCGAGACCCAUAAAGGCAGCACCGUCAGAAGAGGAAUUCGAGGAUAACAGGGAUAAGACCCAGGAGACUAUGGACGAGGCAAACGCAAGGGGAACAGUGUAUGGUCGUUUCCCUCAGGCAAUCCUAGAUUUGCAUAUGGACAGAUUACGAGAAGUCAUCAAUCACGGCAACGAGCUGGUUGCCCUACAUAAGGCAUGUUCAAACGCUUUUCGGUUGUACGCGAAGACGAGGCCUGCUGCCUCGUUCGAAUCUUGCAAGCGAGCAAAAGCAUUGCCACGUGAAGGGCUGCAUCCUAUGCUUAGAAGUGCAGUUAAAGCAGCGGAAGCAGAUGUUGCAGCCUUUGCCGAACGAGUCAGAGCUUACAGGCCACGACAGACGGUCCUGGAAUCUGAAGCUGAGGCUGCGAAGGGGAAGAAUAAGAAGACGAUACUGGCCGAUGUUGUCGAAGUAAUGAAAAGAAAACGACAAGUUCAUGAGCAUGUCAUCGUAGCCGCUCAGCAGAAAGAGGCAACCCUUAAAGCUGCCAAACAGUCUUUCCCGGAGCUAGAAGAAGAGGAACCUCCUGGCGCAGAUCUUCCUUCUCGUAAGAGAAGGAAAAGUGUCGAAGGUGGCAAGAAAAAGCCUUUGAGUUACAGAGACGAGGAGUUCUACAUCAGCGGAAUCCCCACGAAUAGGAACUUCGAGGCGGGUCUGUCUGUAGAAGGAGGAGGAGAUAAAAGUGGGCCGAGCAGAAUGGAUACCGAAGUGCUCGACCUUAUAGCCGACGAUGCAGCUGGUCAACAAAAACAAAAGUCUACGUACCAUUGGGACAAGAAAGGAAAGAAGUACGUGAAGCUCAAUCGCGGGGAGACUGUCAGCGCAAGCGGCAAGAUCAAAACCGAGAGUGGUGCCAAGGUCAAUGCUGGUAACAGGGGCAUGUACAAGAGAUGGAAGGAGCGUACCCACAUGAAGGUUACAACUCUAGGAGAGGAAGGAGGUGGCGAUUCACGAGGUGGCUCGAGUGAUAGAGGAGGAGCACAGGCCGGAAGGAAGCGGAAGGGUGCUCCUGUGGCUAAUGCGGAUGCCAAGAACGAACUUCGAGGUGUUGAGGAGGUUCGGAAACAUAGGCAAAAGAAGGCUAUGAAGUCCAAGCUGGCGAAAAAGGGUAAGGAUCAGAAGAAAGGUGGAAGUAAACCCGGUGGACCGAGGAAAGUGGGGAAAGGAGGCUCUUUUAAAUCCGGUGGGGGUAAGGGUAAAAGCUCCGGGAAGGGGAGGCGGUAGAAAAUUGGGAGCAAGCAGAAAUGCUUAAAAGAUUUUUGGAAGAAAAAAGAUUUAGUUGAGGAAGGAGGAGGUUCGUUGUUCGUCUCACAAUAGCAUUGCUCCUUUAUCGCCAAGCAGGAAGAGCAAAUGAAAUGCGAGAAUUGUACAAUAAAAUGAGUUCAAAUAAAGAAAAUAGCUCGAUUGCUCGU
This is a messenger RNA of Marchantia polymorpha subsp. ruderalis, 3071 nucleotides long. The record is from the annotation of a GenBank genome assembly. NCBI's taxonomy places the organism in Eukaryota, Viridiplantae, Streptophyta, Marchantiopsida, Marchantiales, Marchantiaceae.